Molecule: messenger RNA, 2539 nt
Organism: Balaenoptera musculus (blue whale)
Lineage: Eukaryota; Metazoa; Chordata; Mammalia; Artiodactyla; Balaenopteridae
Gene: PGM3
Product: phosphoglucomutase 3
Exons: 13
Coding region: 559-2193 (544 amino acids)
Biological process (GO): carbohydrate metabolic process; UDP-N-acetylglucosamine biosynthetic process; hemopoiesis
Molecular function (GO): phosphoacetylglucosamine mutase activity; magnesium ion binding
Source: RefSeq, a predicted model, not a curated record
AGCUAAGGGCACAAACCGGGACACUUACACUCUUCUGCUUUACCUCCUGGCCCCCAAAUCUAGUAUACACGACAUCCUCCAAGAUACGUCGUUAAAAUUCAGAUUCCCAGUCCCUUUAUCCCCAGCCCCCGCUUCCGAUCUGGAUCAGGGAAUCCGGACUCUCAACAAGUGUUCCGAAUUAUUCCGUUGCAGGUGGUUGGGCAACCACCACCUGCAGACGCUCUGCAAGCCUGUAUUCUGGGAAAGGCGAGGGGCCCAGCCUCCGAAUCCCACCCAGGUGUCGGGCUUGGGCGGAGCUGGCAGCUGCGGCGAGGGAAGCCCGCAGUGCCGGCGGGGCGGAGCUCCGCCUCCCCCGGCUCCCGGGUCUCCGGGGCCCAGCCGCGCUCCACGCCAGUUGCUGCCCCUCAGCCCCAGCGCCACGAACGCCUCCCGGGUGGGCCUUUCCGCCUUUCUCGGGAGCCACCCUGGCCCCGGGCGGCAUCCUGUGAGUCCGGGCGAUUUGGAUCCACCUGGCCUCUGCCCCGAGGGGCCCAGGCUUAGUGAGGGGGUCUUACAGACAUGGAUUUAGAUGCUGUUACAAAGCAGUCAGCAUUACAUGCCAAGCCUGAUGGACUCACUCUUCAAUAUGGGACUGCUGGAUUUCGAACGAAAGCAGAACAUCUUGAUCAUGUCAUGUUUCGAAUGGGAUUAUUAGCUGUCCUGAGGUCAAAACAGACCAAAGCUACUAUAGGAGUCAUGGUAACAGCAUCACACAAUCCUGAGGAAGACAAUGGUGUAAAGUUGGUUGACCCUUUGGGUGAGAUGUUGGCACCGUCCUGGGAGGAGCACGCUACCUGUUUGGCAAACGCUGAGGAACCAGAUUUGCCGAGAGUGUUGGUGGACAUCGGCGAGAAAGCGGCUGUGAACCUGCACCAAGAUGCCUUCGUGGUGAUCGGUAGAGACACCAGGCCCAGCAGUGAGAAACUUUCACAGUCUGUAAUAGACGGUGUGACUGUUUUAGGAGGUCAAUUCCAUGAUUAUGGCUUGUUGACGACGCCCCAACUGCACUACAUGGUGUACUGCCGAAAUACCAGCGGCCAGUAUGGAAAGGCAACCACAGAAGGUUACUACCAGAAACUCUCUACAGCCUUUGUGGAACUUACCAAACAGGCCUUCUGCAGUGGAGAUGACCAAAGAACACUUAAGGUUGACUGUGCGAACGGCAUAGGGGCCCUGAAGCUGAGAGAAAUGAAACACUACUUCUCCCAGGGGCUGUCAGUUCAGCUGUUUAACGAUGGGACCAAAGGGAAGCUCAAUCAUUUAUGUGGGGCUGACUUUGUGAAAAGUCACCAGAAACCUCCACAGGGAAUCGAAAUGAAGUCCAAUGAAAGAUGCUGUUCCUUCGAUGGAGAUGCAGACAGAAUAGUUUACUACUACCAUGGUGCAGAUGGUCAGUUUCAUCUCGUGGACGGAGACAAGAUAGCAGCACUCAUUAGCAGUUUCCUUAAGGAACCCCUGUUGGAGAUUGGAGACAGUUUGAGUCUCGGUGUUGUACAAACUGCAUAUGCCAAUGGAAGUUCAACACGGUACCUGGAAGAAGUUAUGAAGGUACCAGUCUGUUGUACUAAAACUGGUGUAAAACAUCUGCAUCACAAGGCUCAGGAGUUUGACAUUGGAGUUUAUUUUGAAGCAAACGGGCAUGGCACAGUUCUGUUUAGUAAAGCUGCUGAAAUGAAGAUAAAACAACUAGCAAAAGAAUUGGAAGAAGAUGAUAAGAAAAGGAAAGCUGCUAAGAUGCUUGAAAAUGUGAUUGACUUGUUUAACCAGGCAACUGGUGAUGCUAUUUCUGACAUGCUGGUGAUUGAGGCAAUCUUGGCUCUGAAGGGCUUGACCGUACAGCAGUGGGACGCCCUCUAUGCAGAUCUUCCAAACAGACAGCUCAAAGUUAAGGUUGCAGACAGGCAAGUUAUUAGCACCACAGAUGCCGAAAGACAAGCGGUUAAACCUCCAGGACUCCAGGAGGCCAUCAAUGAGCUGGUGAAGAAGUACAGGCUUUCUCGAGCUUUUGUCCGGCCCUCUGGCACAGAAGACAUAGUCCGAGUCUAUGCAGAAGCGGACUCGCAGGAAAAUGCGGACAGCCUUGCAUAUGAAGUGAGCUUGGCAGUAUUUCAGCUGGCUGGAGGGAUUGGAGAAAGACCUCAACCAGGUUUCUGAGGACAAUUUUUAUAUUUUUUAGAAACUAGAUUUUUAAAAACUUUUCACAGGAUAAUAGUACUGCCAUUAUUGUGACAGGUUCAAACACAUUUAUAAUCAUAAAUGUUUAGACUGCACCUUACUGGAUUAUUUCUAGAUCUGAUUAUUCAUUCUUUAGAAAUAGGUAAGCUCUUAUACUUGUUAAAUUUAGUUUUUUUAAAAAACUGAAAUUUACCUCUAAUAUCAGUCACACUAAUGUAAAAUACUGGAGCUUAAGUAUAUGAUUCAGUCAUUAACUUUAUAAUAUAUGCAAGGAAAAAUUCAUGAAGGCUGCUAGAAAAUUAAACUUUAUUUAUUACCAAUUCCU